UUCACACAUUUAAACAACAUUUGUUGUUACAGAUGCCUUUGAAGAUAGUUUUAUCCAGCCUCGGAGGGUCAUGAAUGGAAAACUGUCACUGGAUUUGAUCCGAAGAACACACCACGGAGUUACCAUAAUGUUGGAUCAUGGCCAGCUCCGUUAUGGCUACUCACAGCAGCCUGUAUCAAGACUGGAAGACCUCAAAAUUGCAAAACGAGCCAUAGAGCUGGCUGAACACCGCCUCCCCAAAGAUGAGUGGCCUGAGUACCAUGAUGGUAAGUCUGGGAGUUAUGUUGGGAAGCAAGCAAGGAAAUAUCAGACAUGGAGCGUUUCUAGCUACUUGGUCGCAAAGAUGAUGAUUGAGAUUCUGGUGAAAUUAGCAAAAAAAUAUUUGCAAAAGGACGAUAUAAAGCAUGCGCAUCCGGGGAAUCGAACCCCGGUCAGUACCGUGGGAGGGUACUAUGAUACCACUACACUAGAUGCGCCCUGCUGUUCAACAGCCACAAUUGAUAUCUUUAAAUGUAAUAAGGGCCAAUUCCUGACUUUUUCGAAGCCCUAUUCCUAA
Messenger RNA from Theobroma cacao (cacao), 556 nucleotides. The record is from RefSeq and is a predicted model, not a curated record. NCBI's taxonomy places the organism in Eukaryota, Viridiplantae, Streptophyta, Magnoliopsida, Malvales, Malvaceae.